AUGGCUCUGCUGCUGGAGCACCUGUUCAGACCACUGCCGGCUGACAGACAGGUGGAAACCAGACCUUUUCUAGAGGCUGCAUCCUACCUUCCACCAUUCUUUGACUGCCUUGGCCCGACUAUCUUUGCACCCAUCAAGUCUGAUAUUUUAGCAAAUAUUACAAAGAUCAAGGCAGUCUAUGACACCAACCCAGGACGCUUCAGGACCCUUCAACAGAUUUUGGAGGUUGAGAAGGAAAUGUAUGGAUCACAGUGGCCCAAAGUUGGAGCCACGCUGGCACUCAUGUGGCUGAAAAGGGGUCUACGCUUUAUCCAAGUGUUCCUUCAAAGCCUGCUUGAUGGUGAAAAGGAUGAAAAUAACCCAAACCUCAUUCGAGUCAAUGUGGCCAAAGCAUAUGAAUUGACAUUGAAGCGAUACCAUAGUUGGUGGGUUCAACAGCUUUUUAGGGCAGCUCUUUUCGCUGCCCCAUACAGGUCGGACUUCAUAAAGGCGCUGUCCAAAGGCAGGGAAGUCAAGGAAGAAGAGUGUCUGGAAAAACUAAAAAAAUUCAUGAUCAAUUUCUCUGCCACAGUCGAUGCUAUUUAUGAGCUGUACAAUAAAAUGAAUGCUGAUCUUGACUAUAGAGUCUGA
Messenger RNA from Nerophis lumbriciformis (worm pipefish), 630 nucleotides. The record is from RefSeq and is a predicted model, not a curated record. NCBI's taxonomy places the organism in Eukaryota, Metazoa, Chordata, Actinopteri, Syngnathiformes, Syngnathidae.